Diversispora eburnea is the source of this 489-nucleotide messenger RNA. The record is from the annotation of a GenBank genome assembly. NCBI's taxonomy places the organism in Eukaryota, Fungi, Glomeromycota, Glomeromycetes, Diversisporales, Diversisporaceae.
AUGCAGCGUUUAAAGCCCGCUAACGAAAUUUAUAAACGUUUAAAGUGGGACAAAGAAUGUAUACCUGAGGGCGAUUUCGUUGUUGGUUAUGAGGACAGGUUUUUGGGUAUAUUGGAAGCAACACUUGAAAAUUUUGAGGCAGAAGAAAUUCCGUUUCAUCGGAUUCGUUAUUUUAAAAAUCUCGCAACUGGUCAAAUUGUAUGGGAUCGAGAGAAGCGAAUAGAUCUUAUUACUAGCAAUUAUUCGAAUCCACAUUCAUCAGAUGAAUUACAAGGAUCAUCUUCUGAUGAUAUUUCUAUAUCUUCGACAAAAUCAAAAAAAAAAUAUCUUAAGCUUAGGAGAAAAAAAUAUUUACAGAAAACACUUGACGAGGCCAGGAAGCAGUUAGCGGAAGAAAUAAGGAUUGAAGAAGAACACGUUAAACAAUAUGAAGAUAGAAUGCGUGAGGUGGAAGAGCGUUUAAAACGUUUUCAAGAAUUACAAAUAUGA